Molecule: messenger RNA, 3285 nt
Organism: Didymodactylos carnosus
Lineage: Eukaryota; Metazoa; Rotifera; Eurotatoria; Philodinida; Philodinidae
Source: the annotation of a GenBank genome assembly
AUGACGUUAUUCACGAAGAACGACAACAUUAUUGAAAUGGAAGAUAAAAAUAAAUCGUAUGGAUUUGAUAUUGGCGUUGAAGGGUUAAAUCAGUUGAUGAAAUUACGUGGAAAAGAACUGAUUGAUAGAUUAAACAAAGAUUAUGGUGGACUAAAUGGUCUCGUACAAAAAUUAAAAGCAGAUUCAAAAAAUGGACUACAAUUAGAUAAUGAAACCGCUUUGAAACAAAGGCAAAAUGCGUAUGGAAAGAAUGAAAUACCAGCAAAACCAAUGAAAACUUUUUUAAAGCUAUGCUGGGAAGCAUUGCACGAUUUAAUGUUAAUAAUUCUUCUUGUUUGUUCCUUUGUGUCUAUUGGACUCUCAUUUUACAAACCACCGACAGAGAACACUGAGACCAAAGAAGCUAAUAUUGAAUGGGUUGAAGGUGUAGCGAUUUUGAUGGCGGUACUCGUUGUUGUGUUGGUGACAGCUUUUAACGAUUGGAGAAAAGAAAAACAAUUUCGCGGUUUACAAGCAAAAAUUGAGAAUGAUCAAUUAUCAAAUGUUAUACGAAAUGGAAAGAUUCAACAAAUUAAUGUACAAGAACUCGUGGUUGGAGAUAUGUGUCUUAUCAAAUAUGGUGAUUUACUACCCGCUGAUGGAAUACUCGUUCAAGCUAGUGAUGUUAAAGUAGAUGAAUCAUCGCUCACAGGUGAAACGGAUUUAAUUAAAAAAAAUGAAUCAGAAAAUAUUGGACUGUUAUCAGGAACUUAUGUUAUGGAAGGAACUGGUAUGAUGAUUAUUACUGCGGUUGGUUUGAAUUCUCAAGUUGGUCGUAUAAUGACGUUGCUUGGCACUACGGAAAAUAAAGAGAAGAAAAAAGGAAAAUCUAAAAAUAGAGCGAGUCAUAGAAUGUCAUCUUCAAAAAAAAAUGAAAACGAGGAUAGGUCAACGAAUGAACAGAUAUUCGACAUCAGUGGAAAAUUAGAAUCAAAUAAACAACCUUCUGGAAACAAAGAUGAUGAAAAACCAUUAAGAAAAGAAGAGAAAAAUGAUGAAAAACGUCAGAAAUCUGUAUUACAAACAAAACUGACUCGAUUAGCACUUUACAUUGGUUACAUUGCAAUUACUGUUGUUGUUGUCGCCGUACCAGAAGGCUUACCAUUGGCUGUGACACUGGCAUUAGCGUACGCUGUUCGAAAAAUGAUGGAUGAUCAUAAUUUGGUAAGACAUUUGGAUGCGUGUGAAACAAUGGGUAAUGCUACAACGAUAUGCUCUGAUAAAACGGGAACAUUGACAACAAAUCGAAUGACAUGUGUACAAUUAUAUAUUGGAGAAAAAUACUAUGAAAAAAUACCAAAUGUUGAAGAAAUUAAUUCUGAUAUAAUUUCAAUUUCACACGAAGCUAUGGCCGUAAAUACGAACUAUACCUCUAAAAUAGAGGAGUCAAAUAAGAAUGGUGGAUUGGCUAAACAAAUUGGAAAUAAGACUGAAUGUGCUUUAUUAGAUUUAGUUAAAAUGUUGAAUGGUUCCUAUGAUGAUAUACGUCAACGAAUACCAGAAUUAAAAUUUGUUAAAGUUUACACAUUUAAUUCAGCGAGGAAAAUGAUGAGUACAAUAAUUACUAGAGAAAAUGGAGACUAUAGAAUGUACACAAAAGGUGCAUCUGAAAUCGUAUUGUCAAAAUGUAAAUAUAUUCUUGAUUCAAAUGGUCAACCAGUGGAUUUGACUCGUGACGAAUUAAAUAAAAUUACCCAUGAUAUCAUUGAAAAAAUGGCUAAUAAUAGUUUAAGAACGAUAUGUAUUGCUUACAAAGAUUUUUACAAUGAACAAAAUUGGGAUGAAGAAGAAGAAAUUGUUUCAAAUUUAAUUUGUAUUUGCAUAGUAGGAAUUGAGGAUCCUGUAAGAUCAGAAGUGCCAAAAGCAAUAGAAAAAUGUCAACGUGCAGGAAUUAUUGUGAGAAUGGUGACCGGUGAUAAUUUAACUACUGCUCGUUCAAUAGCCACAAAAUGUGGUAUUAUCAAACCAACGGAUAAAUUUCUUGUGGUGGAAAGUAAAGAAUUUAAUAAACAAAUACGAGAUGCUCAAGGAAAUGUCUCCCAAAAACUAUUAGACGAAAUUUGGCCUAAUUUACGUGUACUGGCUCGAUCAUCUCCAGAAGAUAAAUAUAUCUUAGUCAAUGGCAUUGUUAACAGUAAAAUAAGCAGUCAUCGAGAAGUAGUGGCCGUGACUGGUGAUGGCACAAAUGAUGGACCAGCAUUGAAAAGAGCGGAUGUUGGAUUUGCAAUGGGCAUUCAAGGAACGGAUGUUGCAAAACAAGCCUCGGAUAUAAUAUUAACUGAUGAUAAUUUUUCAAGUAUUGUCAAAGCAAUAAUGUGGGGAAGAAAUGUGUAUGAUAGUGUUGCAAAAUUUUUACAGUUUCAGUUAACAGCUAAUUUGUCCGCUGGUCUCAUAUCAGUAAUAUCAGCUGCAGCAAUUAGCACUGUUCCAUUACGAGCUGUACAAAUGUUAUGGGUGAACUUAAUUAUGGAUACAUUAGCAUCUCUUGCAUUAGCCACCGAACCACCAACAGAAGAGUUAUUAGAUCGUAAACCAUACGGUAGAACAAAAUCUAUUAUAUCAGCAAUUAUGCUUAAAAAUAUUAUUGGUCAUGCGCUAUAUCAACUUAUCAUUAUGUUAAUCAUUCUAUACCUUGGAGAUCAAUUUCUUGAAGUAGAAUCUACAGUUAAAGGAUUAGUAAAUCAUCCGGAAUUAAGCCGUUUGCCUUCACAACAAUUUACUAUUGUAUUUAAUGCAUUUGUAUUAAUGACACUAUUUAAUGAAAUUAACUGUCGUAAACUACAUGGUGAAAGAAAUGUGUUUAAAGGAAUAUCUAAAAAUCCAUUUUUCUAUUGUAUUUGGAUAUUUUCGUUUGGUGUGCAGAUAAUUAUUGUCACGUUUGGUAAUGUUGUAUUUAAUUGCGUAAGUUUAUCGAUUCAACAAUGGGGAUGGUGCAUAUUAUUUGGCAUUGGAUCGUUAAUAUGGGCACAGUAUUUCUAUGUUAACUGUAAAAUUGAAGGUGAAGAAAAUCCAGCUGAGGAAGACGAUGAUUAUACGAGGUAUUUUACAACUGGAAAUUUAAUCGGUGCGGAAACAAUGAUUUUACCCCCACUGCCUGGCUUCACUCAAGUAUUAUGGCAUAAAAGUGUACAGAGGCUACAAAUGGAAUUUCGUGUUAUUAAUGCAUUUCGUGUCAGUCGUAUAGAAGAAGUUACAGACAGAGGAUUGUCAUUAAAACGAGACAAUCAAAAAUUAAGAAUACUUUAG